This is a messenger RNA of Tripterygium wilfordii, 468 nucleotides long. Its product is annotated as self-incompatibility protein S1-like. The coding region runs from base 1 to 468 and encodes 155 amino acids. The transcript has 2 exons. The record is from RefSeq and is a predicted model, not a curated record. Lineage: Eukaryota; Viridiplantae; Streptophyta; Magnoliopsida; Celastrales; Celastraceae.
AUGACCGUAAUAAAGCACAUCAAAAGUGGGGACCACACAUUUGUUGUGGGUCCCGUUACAUCUAUGAUUGGAAAGCAAGUACUUGAUGUCUUGCGGAACGAGCUCGGUAUGGCAUACCAGGAGAAGUUUCUGGGACUGGGGGAGAAGGUGAAAGUGAAUGUCAUGAACAGAUUAGGCAAGGGACAGAGUCUCAGCCUUCAUUGCCAGUCCAAAGACAACGAUCUCGGCCAACAAAGUGUCGCGGAUGGAGGGGAAUAUGGAUGGGAUUUCACGACCAAUAUAAUUGGAAACACACUAUUUUACUGUGACAUGGGAUGGAAGAGCACAGAUCAGUUCCAUUUCGACUCGUAUACUAGUACAAGAGACCAUGUUCGAUGCAAGACUGACUGCACUUGGCUUGUAGCAGGAGAAGGCAUCUAUGGCAAAAAUGAUCAAACAGGAUUUUGGGAAUUCAUUUACCAUUGGUGA